AUGGCUAAUCAAUUUAUUGAAUAUACAUCAUUAGAAUUUUUGUAAUUGCAUUCUUACCUUUUAAAUACAAAUAACAACACCCUAGAAUUGGAGAAAACUGUAAUAUUUCAUUGAGUAUUUAAGUUCAAGGAAAUAGAAAAAGCUUGCAAUGCAUUUUCGGCAUCUUUGAAAAAAAUUGCGGAACGACUCCACGAAUUUGUUAGUAAAGGCACAGGAGAUGAUGAUAAUAUUGAAUGUGUUUACUAGUAUUUGAGCAACUUUUUACUUUAAAAUUCAUAAUAGUGGCAAUAAACAAGUGAAAAUUUGAAAAGCGAAGUAUAUUUUUAUUAUAUUCAUGCUUAGGUUCUCGAACCAUAUCAAUUAAUUAUGAGCAAUUAUAGAAAUAUAAAUCUGAAAUUAUCUUCUGAGAUGAAAGAUUAUAUUGGAAAUAUUUAAUCACUAAAUAAGCAAAUCACAGAUUAGCAAGAGGAAUAUAUACGUUUAAUGCAAAAUGCUGAUAAGUGUUAGUUACUUAUGGAAAGAACUGUUGGAGAAAUUGCAAAAGGAAAUAAAGGCAAGGACGAAUUAGUAAAAGCUUCAGAAAAGCAAAUCAAAUUAAAAGAAAUUGCAGUAGAAGCUUAAGAGGAUUAUAAAAAAAUCAUAGAGAAGGGAAAUAAGAAAAUAAAUGAUUUUGAAGUGAAGAUUAAAGAUUGGUAUUAGUAAGUUUAUUUAAAUGAUGAAAACAGGUAAAAAUUAUACUUAUCAUUAGAAUCAAGUUUUCUAAACAAAUUAUGUUGUCAUUAAUGAAAAAGUUAACUAAUGAAACUGUCUACUCUAUUUACCAAGAAAAACUAAACUAAUUAGAAUAAAGAGUCACUUAAAAAUAACCCUAAGAUCUCCAACAUUAAAUCUAAAGAUUGCUAAAAAAAAGUGGAAGUAAUUCUUAUACUUAUUGAAAGCUGAUUCGGUUUAAUUUUCACUAUAUGAUUAAAUUAAUUAUGAUUAAAUUAAAAGAGGAGAGUGGAAAAAAUAACAGUAAUUUUUAGGAAGUGAAUGGACUAUGGUUGGGGAAUAAUUGAAUGAAGAACAAGCUACAAAAAUUAUUUAAUUCAUAAAUGAUCUUAUGGAAAACCAAGAAACAUCAGAUGACAGCGCCAAUAACUCAAGAAAUAGGUCAUAUUCCACAUCUUCAACAAAAUCAAAUUAAUUUUUAUCACAUGAAUAUUUGGGAGUUAAGUAAUUGAUGACUAAAUAAUCAGCCAGAUCAUUCUUGAUUAAUUUAUUAUAAAAAGAAAUUGAAAAGAGAAAAGUCAAAUAAUUAAAUUUGUUGGAAGAUUCUUUUAAUGAAGUUAGUUCUAUUUUUAAACAUGUAUUCUUAAUUUUGGAUGCUGAAUUUGAUGUUGAAGAGUUCUAUAUCUUUUUAUAAUUAUCAUUUAAAAUUGUAAAAGGAGAAAACUCUCAUCUGAUCUCGAGCUUCUCUAAGUUAGAUAUUUGGUAAAAUAAAUAGAAAUGGAGAUCUUUAUAUGAACAUAUUAAAUCUACUAAAUUUUAAUAAAAAUAAAUCUUAGAAGAUUAAUUUAAUUUAGUCAAAAAAGGAUAUGGGUUGAUUAGUAAAGGAUUGAAGAAAAUAACUGGAGCUGUACAAGGAUAAUAAUUUUCAGAAAAAGAAAAAUAUUAAUAACAAAAAUACAUAGUUUUACAUGAGAUUGCCACUUUCCUUAGUGAAUUAAAUGUCUCACCUUAAUUAGGAACAGAUGUGAUAUUAGAACUUGCAUUUCAUUCUGAUAUUAAAUUGGAAAAGGUGCAAUUAGAAAAAAUAUUACAGAUCAUGGAAGAAAAAAAUGCUCUAACUUUUAACUCAAAGUAUUCUUCAGGAUUGGGAAUGAAAUAACGAAAAGAAGAUAAGUUUAGAAGAUUUGGUUUAAAUAAUGCUUAAUCAAGAGUAAUAUAUGCGAUUAGAUUAUCUAUUCAAUACUUGUAACCUAAAGAUAGGCCAUAUUAAUUAUUAUUAGUUUCAAAAUCUUUCAAAUUUCACUUGAGAUUUGCUAUUGAAAAAUAUUACCUCAUUCACAAUAGUUUACCAUAUUUAGAACAAAAUCAAUAGUCCAGAGCUUAAAACUUGAAAGUUUAUCUAAGAACUGCUCAAAAUCACAUGGAUUACGCACUUAAAAAGUCAGAAGCUUAAUAAGAGAUAUAAUAAUACGAAGAAAUUAUCACCAUGGACGUAUAAAGAUCUUUUCAAAUUCAUUUCGAUAAGGUUCCUUCAAGUAAACUACAAUCGUUUCUCAGAACGUAUGCUUUUCAUAACAAAGAGGUUGGAUAUUGUUAAGGAAUGAAUUAUAUUGUAGGAUAUUUGUAUUUGACAUUUGAAGAUGAGGAAGUAACAUAUAUAGCAUUCGAUUAUAUUAUGAAUAACUACUUUUCUUAAUAUUUUGAAAAUGAAUUUGAGAUGCUGGUAUGUAUAUUAUAUAUAUUAUUUCUAUUAGAAAAAAGUAUUCUACUAAUAUGAGAGAUUGCUGUUCUUGUUUUUACCUAAUUUGUAUCAUCAUUUUAAAAAAGUAAAUGUCAUUAAUUAUCAAAGUAAAAAGUCGAUGCAUCUUAUUAUUUAACUGCAUGGGUAAUUACUGUUUUUAGUCAAGUAUAUCAGUUUACAUUACAAUCAGCAUUACUAAAUAUUAUAUGGGACGUAUUCAUCAUUUAUCAAUGGAAAGGUAAUGAAUCAAUCUUAUUCAAGGAUUUUACAAAUGCGUCUUAUUUUUGUUGUAUUUUUAUUAAAAAGAACUACUAUAAUUAGAAUUUGAUCAGAUUCUCCAUUUUUUGAGUGAGAUCAUAAAAAAUGAAUUGUUUAGUCUUAAAACCGAGUAAUAAGUUUAAGAAUAUAUCUGCACUAAAAUAAAGGUUCCCUCAAAACCUCUAAAAGGAAUAAUCAUAAAUUAAUUUAAUGUUACAAAUAGUUUAUUGUAAUAAUUGGAAUAGGAAUUCAAUUGCUUUUCAACAAACUUAGAUUCAUAAUUAAAAUAAUUUAAAAAUAAAUGA
Paramecium octaurelia is the source of this 3015-nucleotide messenger RNA. The record is from the annotation of a GenBank genome assembly. NCBI's taxonomy places the organism in Eukaryota, Ciliophora, Oligohymenophorea, Peniculida, Parameciidae.